AUGAGAAAAAAGCCCGGCAAUCGACCCGCCCUCAUGCUCGUUCGCAGCCGGAGGUCGCUUCUCUGGUCGCUCGGAGUGAUCACCAUUCUCGUGUACACGCUGUAUUUAUGGAAUAAUUCGCCCGCGCGGCCGCUGCCGCCCAUGCCAGGCACCUACCAGUACUUCUCGGAAAUCAACUUCGAAUACCACACGCACAGCUUCGGCGCCAUCAGCCACUGUGAUCCGCGGUUUGCCCCGUCGGAGCCGCCGGGUAUCGACGAAACGAAGACGGCGCUGUUCGCGCUGAUGAAAACCUACGCCGCGACCAUGGCCGACCUCCGCGCCGAGACUUGGAUCGCCCACGGCACCUUGUUGGGGUGGCACUGGAAUCAGAAGUUCCUCCCCUGGGACAAUGACAUUGACGUGCAAGUCUCGAUACAGACACUGGCGGCAUUGGCUUCUCACAACAUGAGCCAGUAUCAGUAUCACGUGGCGGGCGAGGACCGCCCCAGGACCUAUCUCCUGGAUAUCAACCCUCACUACACCAUCGCAUCAACGAAAGAUGUUGCGAACAAGAUCGACGGCCGGUGGAUCGAUACCACGAAUGGAAAAUAUAUAGAUAUCACUGCUGUGCACGUCAGUCCUGGCAGGACGGAGCACAUUCCGUUCGACCAGGACGUUAUCUUCUCGAAGGACGGUCACCGAUAUCAAAGGGAGGAUUUGUUCCCGUUACAAGACUCAACCUUUGAAGGCAUCGACGUCAAAGUCCCACGCAACCCAGCCAAGAUUCUGGCCGAAGAGUACGGGAAGAAAUCCCUGAGCAACACCCGCUUUCACUGGCACCGCUUCAACAAGAAUUCGAAAUUGUGGGAAGCCGAAUAG
This is a messenger RNA of Fonsecaea erecta, 861 nucleotides long. RefSeq lists its product as hypothetical. The transcript has 3 exons. Lineage: Eukaryota; Fungi; Ascomycota; Eurotiomycetes; Chaetothyriales; Herpotrichiellaceae. Bases 1 to 861 code for a protein of 286 amino acids. The record is from RefSeq and is a predicted model, not a curated record.